AUGGAACGAAGUGUUAAGAUACACUUAUUUAUUAAAAUUUCUGAGUUUAUCCUUAUAACGUGGAUAUGCCAUUUUAUGAAUCAUGUGUGUAUUCUUAAGAAAAAUAUGGAAAAUAACUGCACGUUUAAUAGAAUAUUAAAUACAAGAACAUAUAGAAUACUUUCAGAAACUAAACAAGAUAGAUAUUCAUAUAUUGUAAGGUUAAAGGAAAAAACACAAAAUAAUGAUAUACGGAAAGAAGAAGAUAUAUUUAUUAAUGGAAAGAAGGCUCCAGAAAAACGAAAGCAAUUAAAUGGAAGUUCACAAAAAAAUGACAGAUGCAAUAAGCAAGUUAUGAAAAAUAAAUCCUAUAUAUAUGAAACAAAAAAAUAUUCUCAUCUUGAAAAAAAAAUAUUCAAAGAACUGGAUUAUAUAGAUUUUCUUAAAAAUAACAGGAUAAUUAAUGAUAAAACUUACAAAGAAAUAAUACGUAAAAAAUUUGCCUUACGAAUUUUUUUACCAAUAAUAAUAUUAUUAUUAUUGUCAUUGUCACUCAUAUUAGAUUAUUCUGGUUCAUUUGGACUUAGGAAGUUGUUGUUUAAGGUGUUGAAAAUUGCUUCAGAAAAGUGGUAUUCCAAAUUACAAGAUUUUCUAAAGAAUUCACCUGUAGGUGCCUUUUUUAAGUUAGUGCAAAGAGAAGAAUUUAAAGAAAUAAAGAAAGCUGGAACGUCCAGUAUGAAGAAGGUAAAGGUAGUAUAUGUAGAUUGGGUAAGAGGUUUUAUGGGAUUUUUAAUAUAUUGCAUACCUUUCCUUAUUUUAGGUGUUACAAUUAUAUCGGCGGUUUUUUUCUACCAUAAAAAAGUUAAGAAAUAUGAAAAAAUUAAGUACAGAAAAAGGUAA
Messenger RNA from Plasmodium malariae, 879 nucleotides. Its product is annotated as fam-l protein. Lineage: Eukaryota; Apicomplexa; Aconoidasida; Haemosporida; Plasmodiidae. Bases 1 to 879 code for a protein of 292 amino acids. The transcript has 2 exons. The record is from RefSeq and is a predicted model, not a curated record.